AUAUUAGGGGCCUCUGCAAGCGCCCUUCCCAUUUCUUCUUCCUGUUAUCACACUACUGGCAUCGAAACCCAUCUUCCAUCUCAGUCACACGACCAAAAAACUACUAAUAUCCAUCAUCUUCACGACCGUGCCGACUAUAACAACGUCGCCACUUCGAGCACUUCGAAAUCCAGGUGAACAUAAAGCAUACCAUUAUUGCUUGUGAUGUCCCUUGGGACCCUGACUUCGGUUCAACCCUCUCUACGUGGUGACCGACUUCUUCUGCGCCGAUCCGCUAAAGCAACACCUCUUCUACCGUGAGAGCGCAAUAGGUUGAAAGCAACAUGUCUUCGUCUAUCUUUUGCAAGGCACGUAGCUCGCUUGCCAGAAGAGUAGCACCUGUCACCCUGUUGGAAGCAUCGAAGUUUAGUCAAGCAAUUGAACAGCCGCUUCGUUCUGCGCUACCCCUAACACGGUAUUUACACACUCAAAUACCGGCGAACGAACCUUCCAAUUGCACUCGUCGUCCGCAACGAAGACCAGAAGCAAUGACUCGGUUGCGACGGUUACCAGGCUACGGAACGAAAGCGCACAACGGGCGAUAUGAACUCGACAACUCCCGUAUACGACCAGUCGCUAGAUGGAGGCAUUGUCGAGAGCAGAGAGCCGAUACGACCAACACCAGCCACUGCAAGGAGAGAUUUCAUCCAGUAUGGGCCGGACUUCUAGGAGCCAUUCUCAUCGUGGAGAGUCUGAAUCCAAAUUCUCGUCCCAUGUACACAUCAACGGAAAGAUUGUUCGACUGGCUCGGGUUGAAUAGGUCGAAUGAGCAUGAAGCACAAGAAGACCAUACAAAGUCAAAUUCGUUCCACCAUUGUUUGUCCGGGCUCCCUCACUGCGCCUACUGCGAUGAGCAUAUAAUACCGGUCGACAAUGGGGCGAGAAGUAUUCGCGAUGGACGCGAAUCAGAUGAAUCGGUGGCUAAGGAUGCUAGCGAAGGACAUGAAGCGGCCACUCCAAUCGACAAGGCAGGCUCGGGGCUCCCUAGUUUAUCUACCAUUCGUCUUAGAUGGGUUUAUUGGCCAACUUCAGAAGACUAGAAAACGAGCUGUUUGUGUCAAAUGAUCGAUAAAUUCACGUAAAAAUCCAUGAAUUAAGAAGCCAUAAGUGUUAAAUUGUAGGUUGGUGCCGCAGAAAACUGAUGGGACAGCCUGGACUAGAUACCGUACAAAAUCUUAUACAAAGGGGUCCGAGAUGACCCAUAUGGCG
Molecule: messenger RNA, 1248 nt
Organism: Alternaria alternata
Lineage: Eukaryota; Fungi; Ascomycota; Dothideomycetes; Pleosporales; Pleosporaceae
Exons: 1
Coding region: 324-1079 (251 amino acids)
Source: RefSeq, a predicted model, not a curated record